GGGAAGGGAGUGGUUCUAGAACAGGGCAGAGAGGAGGGUCCAGGUCUGAGGUUCAGAGACUCUUGUCAUUAUGGCGUCUGAGGAGCCGGCUCCCCAGCUGCUAUCUGUUUGGUUCCCUGAGAGCCCCACCACAUACCCACUGUCCUUCUAGAUAGGCCCUGGUCCAGGCUGCAGACAGAAGCCUCCCCACGCCCAGACAGCUGAGGGUCCUCAGUGAAUUCUGUCAUGGUUAUUUAAGGAAUCUUGCCUAGAAAGUCCCCACAAGCACGCAGUUCCCUGCCGCCGGGAAGGCGUGGACUCCAAGAUGAUCAUAAAGGAAUACCGGAUUCCCCUGCCAAUGACCGUGGAGGAAUACCGCAUCGCCCAGCUGUACAUGAUACAGAAGAAAAGUCGCAAUGAGACCCAUGGACAAGGCAGUGGUGUGGAGAUCCUGGAGAAUCGGCCCUACACGGAUGGUCCUGGUGGCUCUGGGCAGUAUACCCACAAGGUGUAUCAUGUGGGCAUGCACAUCCCCGGCUGGUUCCGCUCCAUCUUGCCCAAGGCAGCUUUGCGGGUGGUGGAGGAGUCCUGGAACGCCUACCCCUACACCCGAACCAGGUUCACCUGUCCCUUUGUGGAGAAGUUCUCCAUUGACAUUGAAACCUUUUAUAAGACUGAUACUGGGGAAAACAAUAAUGUGUUCAGUCUGACUCCUGUGGAAAAGAACCAGCUGAUAACAGACAUCAUCGACAUCGUCAAGGAUCCUGUACCUCCCAAUGAGUAUAAGACAGAAGAAGACCCCAAGAUAUUCCAGUCAGUCAAGACUCGCCGGGGGCCGCUGUCUGACAACUGGAUCCAGGAGUACAAGAAGCGGCUCCUCCCCAUCAUGUGCGCCUACAAGCUCUGCAAGGUGGAGUUCCGAUACUGGGGCAUGCAGUCCAAGAUAGAGAGAUUCAUCCAUGACACAGGCCUGCGGCGGGUCAUGGUGCGGGCUCACCGGCAGGCCUGGUGCUGGCAGGAUGAGUGGUAUGGGCUGAGCAUGGAGAACAUCCGAGAACUGGAAAGAGAAGUACAGCUCAUGCUGUCCCGAAAGAUGGCCCAGUUUGCAGAGGAUGGAGGAGCAUCGGAGCUCUGCAAGGAGAGCACUGUUCAGGAGCAGGCAUCCGGAGCACCCUGUGAACCCAGCAGCAGCAAUGGGGAGUCCCGGGGGCGGGGCCUGAAGAAGCAGUGGUCCACCUCCUCCAAGUCCUCAAGGUCCUCCAAGCGGGGAGCCAGCCCCUCCCGACAUAGCAUCUCAGAGUGGAGAAUGCAGAGCAUCGCCAGGGACUCGGAUGAGGGCUCGGAAGAAGAGUUCUUUGAUGCCCAAGAGGACCCGUACAAAGAGGAAGGAUUCCCCAAGGACAUCACUAAGUGGAACUCCAAUGACCUCAUGGACAAAAUGGAGAAUCCAGAGCCUGAGGACCAACAGGACGGUCUAUACCACCAGACUGACCCUGAGUUCAGGGUGGCCUCCAGCGUGGAGCAGCUGAACAUCAUCGAGGAUGAGGUGAGCCAGCCACUAGCCACGCCACCCUCCAAGAUUCACGUGCUGCUGCUGGUGCUGCAUGGAGGCACCAUCCUGGACACUGGAGCUGGGGACCCCAGCUCCAAGCAGGGCGACACCAAUACUAUCACCAAUGUGUUCGACACCGUCAUGCGUGUGCACUACCCCAGCGCCCUAGGCCACCUAGCCAUCCGCCUGGUACCCUGCCCACCCAUCUGUGCUGAAGCCUUCGCCCUUGUCUCCAACCUCAGCCCCUACGGCCACGAUGAGGGCUGUCUGUCUAGCAGCCAGGAUCACAUCCCCCUGGCUGCCCUGCCCCUGCUGGCCACCUCUUCACCCCAGUACCAGGAGGCAGUUGCUACAGUGAUUCAGAGGGCCAACCUGGCCUAUGGAGACUUCAUCAGGUCCCAGGAAGGUGUGACCUUCAGUGGACAGGUCUGCCUGAUUGGAGACUGUGUUGGGGGCAUCCUGGCAUUCGAUGCCUUAUGCUACAGUGGCCAGCCAGUGUCCGAGAGUCAAAGCAGCAGCCGCCGGGGCAGUGUGGUCAGCAUGCAGGACGCUGACCUGCUGUCCCCGGGCAUCCUGGUGAAUGCAGCACACUGCUCCGGUGGCGGUGGCGGUGGCGGUGGCGGAGGCGGAGGCUCCAGCCUGGAGAGUAGUCGGCACCUGAGCCGCAGCAACAUUGACAUCCCCCGCAGCAAUGGCACCGAGGACCCCAGAAGGCAGCUGCCCCGCAAGAGGAGUGAUUCGUCCACCUAUGAGCUGGACACCAUCCAGCAGCACCAGGCCUUUCUGUCCAGCCUCCAUGCCAGCGUGCUGAGGAACGAGACCAGCUCCCGCCGCUCAAGCAGUUCCACGAUGCUGGACGGUGCCGGAGCCCUGGGCAAGUUUGACUUCGAGAUCGCCGACCUCUUCCUCUUCGGGUGCCCACUGGGGCUAGUCCUAGCCUUGAGGAAAACAGUCAUCCCCUCCCUGGACGUUUUCCAGCUGCGGCCAGCCUGUCAGCAAGUGUACAACCUCUUCCACCCUGCGGACCCUUCAGCCUCCCGCCUAGAACCCCUGCUGGAGCGGCGCUUCCACACCCUGCCACCCUUCAGCAUCCCCCGAUACCAGCGCUACCCGCUGGGGGAUGGCUGCUCCACACUGCUGGUCGAGACCGUGCAGAGAAACCCAGAGUUGGUCUUGGAGGGCGGCCCCCUGGCCCCUCUCCCCCACGGGGACAGCUUCCUGGAGACCAGUGUCCCCGUUCCCGCGCUCACCUGGCAGGAUGGGCCCCGCCCGAGCCUGGGCUGUGCUGAGUCGGAUGCACUCCAGACCCACAACACAGUCUUCCAAGAGCACGCCGCCCCCUCGUCGCCUGGCACAGCCCCUACCAGCCGUGGUUUCCGCAGGGCCAGUGAGAUCAGCAUUGCCAGUCAGGUGUCGGGCAUGGCCGAGAACUGCACAGCAUCCAGCAUUGCCCAGAAGGGUUCCUCGUCGCUCAGCCACACCCCCAGCGUCAGGCGCCUAUCCUUGCUCGCCCUGCCCCCCCCAUCCCCUACCACCCAGGGUCCCCGUGCCAGGGCAAGGCAGGUGAGCCCCAACCUGGAGAGGUUCCCCUGCCUCCCUGACUUGGACAUCGGAGAAGUCGCUGCCAAGUGGUGGGGCCAGAAGCGGAUCGACUAUGCCCUGUACUGCCCCGAUGCCCUCACGGCCUUCCCCACAGUGGCCCUGCCCCACCUCUUCCACGCCAGCUACUGGGAGUCCACCGAUGUAGUCUCCUUUCUGCUGAGACAGGUCAUGCGGCAUGACAGCUCCAGCAUCCUGGAGCUGGAUGGCAAGGAGGUGUCAGUAUUCACGCCUUCACAGCCCAGAGAGAAGUGGCAGCGUAAGAGGACCCACGUGAAGCUGCGGAAUGUGACAGCCAACCACCGGAUCAAUGAUGCAGUUGCCAAUGAGGACGGCCCACAGAUCGUGACAGGCCGGUUCAUGUACGGGCCCUUGGACAUGGUCACCCUGACUGGGGAGAAGGUGGAUGUGCACAUCAUGAUGCAGCCGCCCUCAGGUGAGUGGCUGUACCUGGACACCCUGGUGACCAACAGCAGUGGGCGGGUCUCCUACACCAUUCCAGAGACACACCGCCUGGGGGUGGGCGUCUACCCCGUCAAGAUGGUGGUCAGGGGAGACCACACAUUUGCCGACAGCUACAUCACCGUGCUCCCCAAGGGCACAGAGUUUGUGGUCUUCAGUAUCGAUGGCUCCUUUGCCGCCAGUGUGUCCAUCAUGGGCAGUGACCCCAAGGUGCGCGCCGGGGCUGUGGACGUGGUGCGACACUGGCAGGACCUGGGCUACCUCAUCAUCUACGUGACUGGCCGGCCCGACAUGCAGAAGCAGCGGGUGGUGGCGUGGCUGGCCCAGCACAACUUCCCCCACGGCGUGGUGUCCUUCUGUGAUGGCCUGGUGCACGACCCGCUGCGGCACAAGGCCAACUUCCUGAAGCUGCUCAUCUCUGAGUUACACCUGCGCGCGCAUGCGGCCUACGGCUCCACAAAGGAUGUGGCCGUCUACAACUCCAUCAGCCUGUCUCCCAUGCACAUCUACAUUGUCGGCCGGCCCACCAAGAAGCUGCAACAGCAGUGCCAGUUCAUCACGGACGGCUAUGCAGCCCACCUGGCCCAGCUCAAGUACAAUCAUCGGGCGCGUCCAGCCCGAAACACGGCCACGCGCAUGGCCUUGCGCAAGGGCAGCUUUGGCCUACCUGGCCAGGGCGACUUCCUGCGCUCCCGGAACCACCUGCUCCGCACCAUCUCGGCCCAGCCCAGCGGGCCCAGCCAUCGGCACGAUCGGACACAGAACCAGAUGGACAGUGAGCAGCGGGGCCAGCGCAGCAUGAGUGUGGCGGCCAGCUGCUGGGGCCGUGCCAUGACAGGCCGGCUGGAACCAGGGGCAGCCGCAGGACCCAAGUAGGACACCGUUAGGAGGCGCUGUGGUCUCCAUGGUGCUAGGCCAGGGCACCGGCCCCACUGGGAGGCCUGGCCUGGGCACACGUAGGUGGCUGGGGACAAGCACAGACAUGGCCUGAGAGCUUGUCCCAGGGCCCUUGGAAGACAUGGCCAUGCCAACACAGUCCUCCCAGCCUUGCCUCAUGCCCUAGGCUCUGAGGAGCCCAGCUGGUCAUGGGUGCUGGCAGGAUGUCCAGCCCAUGAUGGAAGAGGAACCAGGAUGGGCCACCCAGUCCAGCCCGAGAGGCAUUCCUGGACAUCUUGCCCUGUGUUGAUCUCUCAGCCUCCUGGUGCCAGGCGUGGGUCUAAGCCCAGCCUGCCACCUCCUUGUCCACUGGCACCCCUUCCCAUUUGGUAGCAGCUCCAGCGGGGUCCAGCCUGCUUUCUUGUUGACUCCGGUUCUCAACUGUCCAACCUCACUGGUUUCGCACUG
Peromyscus eremicus (cactus mouse) is the source of this 4936-nucleotide messenger RNA. It is a transcript of the gene Pitpnm2, whose product is annotated as phosphatidylinositol transfer protein membrane associated 2. Bases 305 to 4468 code for a protein of 1387 amino acids. Gene Ontology annotation, cellular component: cytoplasm. The record is from RefSeq and is a predicted model, not a curated record. The transcript is spliced from 26 exons. Gene Ontology annotation, biological process: phospholipid transport. Gene Ontology annotation, molecular function: phosphatidylcholine binding; metal ion binding; phosphatidylinositol binding. Lineage: Eukaryota; Metazoa; Chordata; Mammalia; Rodentia; Cricetidae.